AUGGCAGACACCUCUCUCCAGAAGACUCUCCGGAUAGGUGUUGAUGUUGGAGGCACCAAUACUGACGGCGUGAUCCUCGAUCCCUCGCGAGCCAACGACCCCCAGACUAGAGGCAUCCUGGCAUGGCAUAAAGCAGCCACCACGCCCGAUCCAAGCGAUGGAAUCAGCAAAGCUGUCACCACCCUGUUUACCUCGGCCAACAUCUCUCCCGAGCAAGUGGCAACUGUCACCAUCGGCACAACACACUUCGUCAAUGCCAUCGUCGAGAGAGACGAGGCCCGUCUCAGCAAGGUGGCUGUCAUUCGACUGUCAGGCCCCUUCUCAAAGCAUGCCCCCCCUUGUGUAGACUGGCCCGACGAUCUGAGAGAGAUUAUUCUGGGUUACUAUGCCCUCGUCAAGGGAGGACUGGAGGUGGAUGGCGAACUGAUCAGUGAUAUCAACGAGAACGAGAUUCUGGAACAUUGCGAAGAAAUCAAGAAAAGGGGCAUCACCAGCGUUGUCGUCAACGGUGUUUUCAGUCCCAUCGACACCGUGGAAAGACAAGAAGAGAGAGCUGCCGACAUCAUCCGAAGGCGAAUCCCUGGUUGCGAUGUUGUCUGCUCGAAAGAGGUGGCCAAUCUUGGUUUCCUUGAGAGAGAAAAUGCUGCUUUGCUCAACGCUUCGAUCCUCCGCUUUGCAAGGAAAACGAUCAAGUCGUUCCAGAAACCAGUCAGACAACUAGGCAUCAAGUGUCCUGUCUUCAUUACCCAGAACGACGGGACGGUUUUGUCAGGCGAGGUGGCUUCCCGGUUCCCCAUCAAGACUUUUAGCAGCGGGCCUACGAACAGCAUGCGAGGGGCGGCCUUCCUUGUUCAAGGAGAGAACAACGCAACCGCCGAUGGACAAGGAGAAGGGAUGAUGGUGGUGGACAUCGGUGGCACUACGACGGAUGUUGGACUGCUGUUGCCGAACGGCUUCCCAAGACAACAGGCGGCCUAUAGUGAUUUUUCUGGUGUUAGGAUGAACUUCUCCUGUCCCGACGUCAAAAGCAUCGGACUCGGUGGCGGCUCCAUCGUUAGAAAAGGCGACACCUUCUCGAUCGGCCCACACAGUGUCGGCUACAAGUUAACCAGCGAGUCUAUUGUCUUUGGAGGAAAGACUCUCACAGCAACCGACUGUGCAGUUGCGGUCAAUCCUGCUCUUGGCAUCGGAACCCCUGAGCUGGUUCAGGGGGCACUUACACAGGACGAAGCCUCCGUCUACGAGACCCUUGUAAAGAAGAAGCUCGAAAAGAUCAUCGACACAAUGAAGACCUCCCCUGCGGAUACUGCUGUGGUUCUCGUUGGAGGCGGUGCCAUCAUUGCCCCGAAUCAGCUCCGUGGUGCCAGCAAGGUGCUCAAGCCGGAAUGGUCCCAAGUUGCCAAUGCUAUCGGCGCAGCCAUUGCCCGUAUUAGUGCCGUCGUAGACACCAUCAGGUCCACCGAAACCCAGACAGUCAAGCAAUUGUUGGCAGAGAUAUCAGACGAGGCAAAGGCAAAGGUCAUUGCCGCUGGCGCAACGGCUGAGUCGGUCAAGAUUGUCGAGGUGGAGGAACUACCACUACAAUGCCAGUAUGUAGCAAACAAGACCCGCUUCGUCGUCCGAGCUGCCGGCGAUUUCGACCUGUCGCACACUGACACAAUCGCCGAGCUAUCGUCGGAGCAAGCAUCUGAACAACAGGAGACCGAGUCAGAGCAACCAUCUCAACAAGCCGCAACUGGUGGACAAAACAAGAAGCAAGUGGGUAAAGAGGCGCACCAAGUGGACAUCUCAACCUACAAGCCAGACGUCCGCAACCGCGUCUGGCAUGUUAACGAGACCGACUUGAGCUGGAUCUCUACUGGCUGUUACAUCCUCGGUACCGGUGGUGGUGGAUCUCCUUAUCCACAUAUGAUCCUACUUCGACAGCUGCUCCGAGCCGGGGCAACAGUGCGUGUCGUCAGCCCUGAGGAUGUAGAAGAUGACGCAGCUGUUGGUUGUGGAGGUGGCGCAGGAAGUCCAACUGUCAGUAUCGAAAAGCUCCAAGGGGACGAGAUGAUGGAAGCUCAGAACGAGCUGUACAAGAUCUGUGACGACCAGGCCACACACAUGAUUGCUCUUGAAAUAGGGGGAGGGAAUGGCCUUCAGGGUUUGACGCUGGGAGCAAGCAGCAAUAUGGAUCUUCCUUGCGUGGACGGUGACUGGAUGGGACGGGCCUACCCUACCAAGUGGCAGACUACGCCGGUGGUGUUUAACGAACGACAGCCUAUCUGGUCUCCGAUCUGUAUUGCUGAUGGCAACGGCAAUGUCGUCGUUAUGCCCAAGGCCUCUUCGGAUCGUCAAGUGGAGAGGAUUAUGAGAGCUGCUCUCAGUAAUAUGGGCUCUCAAGUCGCUGCAGCGGAGCCCCCUGUCACUGGUGCCGAGAUGAAGAGAUGGGUGGUGGAGAACACGAUCUCGCAGGCAUGGAGGAUUGGAAGGGCUGUUGCAAGGGCCAGACAAGAAAAUCGUCUUGAGACUAUGGCAGAGAGCAUCAUUGACGAGUGCGGGGGUUCUGCGAGCGGCAAGGUCUUGUUCAAGGGCAAGAUUGUUGGUGUGCAACGCACCCUGAGAAUGGGUCAUGUCUAUGGAGAGUGCAUCAUUGAGGGAACUGAUGUGUCUGGGUCGGACUAUCCCACGACUGGGAAAGGAAGAGAGCAGCAAUUCACUGGCCGUAUCAAAAUUCCAUUCAAGAACGAAAACAUUGCCGCUGUCAAGAUUCACGAUGGUCAAGAGGAGGGUGUUCUAGAGAAACGGGAAGAUGUCCUGGCUAUUGUCCCAGACUUGAUUUGUGUUAUUGAUGCACAGAAUGGGGAGGCUAUCGGCACACCCGAGUACAGAUAUGGACUGCUGGUCAUGGUGAUUGCCCUCGCGGCAUCGGACAAGUGGACGGAUUCAGAGAGAGGCAUAGAGCUUGGAGGUCCCAAGGCUUUUGGAUUUGGGCAUCUUGAAUACAAACCAGUGGGCACGUUCGUCAAGCCUGUCAGUGUUAUUGACGAGUUUAACGCAUCCGGUUGA
Molecule: messenger RNA, 3051 nt
Organism: Podospora anserina S mat+
Lineage: Eukaryota; Fungi; Ascomycota; Sordariomycetes; Sordariales; Podosporaceae
Exons: 3
Coding region: 1-3051 (1016 amino acids)
Biological process (GO): glutathione metabolic process
Cellular component (GO): cytosol
Molecular function (GO): 5-oxoprolinase (ATP-hydrolyzing) activity
Source: RefSeq, a predicted model, not a curated record